AUGGAAUCAGUUUCGUGUUGAUGUUUGAUGUGCAAAACAUUUUUACACUAAAAACUUAUCGGGAAGUACGACGGAUUUGCUCAUCUCUUGCUUGAGAAAGCACGCAGUGUAUAGCAGUGUUGUAUACGAGAAAGCAAAAAAAAAAUCAGUGAACGCUUAGAUAGGUUUUUUCGGUAUAAAUAAUAAUAAUAAUCAUAAUAUUUGUUCCUCUCGCUCUCUCGGUGGAAUCAACAAAAGCAUAAAAAAAUAAUAAAAAUAUUAAAAAAAAAAAAUAAGGAAGAGUCUCUCUUGAGCGAUCAUAACAAAUCAUUUUUUUUUUGUUAUUUUUUGUGUUUUUCCGGGGAAAUCAGUGUGUUAUUGGUUUUUUCCUCGUGUUCAUAUCACCCAAGAAAUACCUAAAAAAAUAAAACAACAACAACCGUUGUUAAUGAAAAAAUAAUAAUUUUAGCGACGAAGAGAACGAGACCUACCUUCAUACACAUAGAAGCAGUGUACAUUGAAAGUUAAUCACUUAUUAAAGGUCGCACACCAUAUUUAUAAAUUCAACUCAUACAGAGAGAGGCGAAAUUACAAAAAAAUACAAAAAAAAAAAUCGAACAGGCGAGACACUUACUGUUUCAUUGUGAUUUGGAUGCCACAGAAUUGAGCUGAAUAAAAAUUUUUGUAAAUAAAACGGAUAUCAAUUCAACAUAAAAUUAUGGGAAUAUUGGACAAUAUUUGGCGAAAUUCAUUAACUUUUGCAGUUGUCGCAUGCACGAUCCUCGUAGCAGUUAGUGAUGCAGCACCGUAUUCAAAAUACGGUCGAGGUUGUCAGGACAUUGGCUGUCUUCCCUCGGAAGUUUGUGUGAUGCAACAAGACUCCUGCAGCUUUGGACAACGCGAUGGCAAAGAUUGCGGCAGCUAUCCAACUUGCAAGAAAUCCAGCGCGGCAAAUGGCGGCUCGACAAAUACCGGAAAUCGUGGACAAGACCCCUAUGGCAUAGUAACGACUCGUCCUCAAACUCCGGCGCCUCCGAGAGCAACAACUCCUCGUCCUUCGGCUCCCGCUUUCCCAACUUAUGACAAUCGAGAUCGCGUAACUCCGACAAGACCUCCCGCGUAUCCUUCUUAUCCAAGCGGCGGCGGGGGCGGGGGCUCAGGAGGUUAUGGCGGCAAUUCAGGAGGUUAUGGAGGCAAUGGAGGCUUUGGCGGAUAUGUUCCUCCUGGUUACGAUCCAAGUCGUGAUCGUCCUUCGCAUAGACCUGGCACGACAAAACGACCUGGAGGCGGAUUCUUUGACAGCUUGCAAGAUCGUUUGGGGCAAGAGAUUGGAAAUUAUGUGAAAAAUGCGAUUUUCAAUCAAAUUGUCGGCGGAGGAGGACAAAAUGGAGGUCAAGGAACAUCAACGAGAUUUGGGGGUUCAGGAGGAGGAGGUUCCAGUGGCUUUGGCAGCUUGUUCGGAGGCGGCGGAAAUUCCGGAGGAAGCUCAGGAGGCUUUGGAAGUUUGUUUGGAGGCGGCGGAGGUUCGUCAUCGGGAGGUUCUAGCGGAUUGAGCAGUUUACUCUUCGGAGGAGGAGGAGGAGGAGAUACUCAACGUCGCAGCGGUUUCGGAUUAUUCAACGAAAAUCCAUCUGCUGGCAAUUCAGCACAAAAUCGACAACAUUGAGCCUCAAAAAAUACAAUAAGACAACACCAAAAUAUGGUUGCAUAAUAAAAUUACAGCAUCCGCGUUUUUUUUUCGGUCAGACAUAAAAUUGUCUGUGUAUACAUAAGUUUAAUUGAAUUUCAUUCACCAUUUUUGAGUGCUCUCUAAAAUAUAAUUUUUUAUUACUUUAUUUACGUUCCCAUCUCACACACACAAAUUUUUAUUAUUGUUGCAAUGCAUGCAAAGUCCUUUUAUUUUUAUUUGCUCUGCACUCCCAAACUCGAAAAAAAAAUUCAAAUAAAAAAACCCAGUUGUAGUAAAACAUUUAAAUAAACAACAAAAUCGUGACACAAAUAAAGUGCACGUCUAUUUUUAAUUGAAUAUUCUCGGCUUCCCUAUCCCAUGUACAUUUUUUUAUCAGCUUCAUUGGCAAUUGUUUGUCGAUAUGGCAAAUUUACAAAAAUAAAUAAAGUUUGGCAGCAAAAACAUUUAAAUAAUG
This is a messenger RNA of Culicoides brevitarsis, 2123 nucleotides long. RefSeq lists its product as uncharacterized. The transcript has 4 exons. The coding region runs from base 698 to 1645 and encodes 315 amino acids. Lineage: Eukaryota; Metazoa; Arthropoda; Insecta; Diptera; Ceratopogonidae. The record is from RefSeq and is a predicted model, not a curated record.